AUGGACAACUUUUUUUCAAUUCUUCCCUUUCUUCAAUGUGACAGAUUUCUUGGUGAAAUUAUCACUGUGUCUAAUUCAUCAUCGUCGUCUGAUUCAUCUGUAUUCUCGAUAUACGAAAUAACGGCAUUGGUACUAAAUCCUGUAAACCUUAACGUUGUAACUGCUGCAAAUGCUACAAGUUUGCAACUUCUGCAAUUAUUGGCAAUCUCUGCAAG
Entrophospora sp. SA101 is the source of this 215-nucleotide messenger RNA. The record is from the annotation of a GenBank genome assembly. NCBI's taxonomy places the organism in Eukaryota, Fungi, Glomeromycota, Glomeromycetes, Entrophosporales, Entrophosporaceae.